AUGCUUUCGCACUACAUAGCAUGCCUAAGCGGCUUCAUCUCAGCAGCUUCAACGCUGAAUGUAGCUCCUCAAGGUUCCAUCGCUAUCGUUUCAGAUACAUCGACAUCUUCAUCGAACCUCUUCGAAUUGCUCUCGCCAUCGAAACAGUCCAUAUCCUGGUCGAACAAGUCCUUCACUCCUGCCCAUCCACCAUCUCUACCAGCCAACUCUUCAGCACUCAGAGCUCCAGGUCUGGACGUCGAUAAGCCCAUAUUUUGGGAGAUAACACCUAGCGGUAACGUCAUAGGGUUACAGUGCAACGUACGCUACGGCCGUCGAUUAGAUUUCCGGGACUGCAGAGACGCAUACAGCUACAUCCAGCGAACGAACGAAAGAGUCUCGCGGAUAGCACAGCGAGGCAGUGGAUUGCCUCAAGAUAUGGGACUGCCGCAGAGAGCCUUGGGAAGCAAAGGCAAAUGCCGCAUCGAUUCAGAGAUCAUAGCGCCUUACGACACGGCACGUGCAAGCCCGAAGAACAUCGCUGAAGCGAGUUAUGCGUUGAUUGAACGGUGUGCACCGAGGUCCGGGGGUAUUGCUAUCAAUAUUGGCGGAGACAAUCACCUCGCUGUCCUGCUGCAAUCAUACACAUCUACCGUCCGCUGCAAGGACUCCGAUGUACCUUGGUCUCGCGAAGCAUGUGCAAUGAUCCAAGGGGGCAUGAAGGCCGAUGACAAGCAGAGAUUGUUCGGUGAUAGCUUCCUGGACCCCGCAGUUGAAGAAGAUCUGCCCUUAGAACUGGUGUCAAGGGACGAGAAGUGUGUGCUUAAGAUCUUGAGUAAUGCUCCAACGGAUACCGAGAGUUGGUAUCAUCUAUGGGAGGUUUCGGUUGCGCUGAAUGCGAUCUGUGUCAGAGCGGGGAGGAGGGGGACUGCUGAUCGUCUUGGCAUGCAUGGGAACCUCGUAAUGGAAAUCUCAGACCAACCCUUCGACUCGUUGGCAGGAGUUGUCAACGGUACAGCUGUAGGUCGGAUCUAG
Messenger RNA from Letharia columbiana, 1014 nucleotides. RefSeq lists its product as uncharacterized. Bases 1 to 1014 code for a protein of 337 amino acids. The transcript has 5 exons. Lineage: Eukaryota; Fungi; Ascomycota; Lecanoromycetes; Lecanorales; Parmeliaceae. The record is from RefSeq and is a predicted model, not a curated record.